AGAAACACCACAUUAUGGCCAUGUUGGAGGCACGGCCUUAUAGGCCCUUCAAGUCCAGCGAGGAGUAUCUGGAGGCCAUGAAGGAGGAUCUCGCCGAAUGGCUAAGCACUUUGUAUCCGGAGCUGAGCAUCAAUGCCGAGAACUUUAUGGAUCGCUUGGACACGGGCGUGGCCCUCUGCAAGCACGCCAACUAUGUGCGCCAGGCAGCGGAGGAUUAUCUGGCACGGCGACAGGCACGCAACAAAUCGAUGACCCGCUCGAUGACCUCGGGCUUAGCCGGGCCGAUCCUUGCCCUGGGCAAUGUCCAUUAUCUUCCGGCCGCCAAAAGUGGCACCUUCUUUGCCCGCGACAAUGUGUCCAAUUUUAUAACCUGGUGCAGAAAAAGCCUAAAGAUCAUCGAGUGUCUACUGUUCGAAACGGAUGAUCUGAUCAUGCGCAAAAACGAAAAGCAUGUGAUCCUUUGCCUUUUGGAGGUGGCCCGUCGUGGCGCUAAAUUUGGAAUGCUGGCACCCAUGCUGGUGCAAAUGGAGCGACAAAUCGAUCGGGAGAUCGCCGCCGACAUCAAGGCCAAUGGGGCCAAUUCCUCAGAGAACGGAACUCAAACGGAAGCCAUAAACUCUGGAAAUAGCAUGGCCACAACGACGACGACGACAACGACAAUAACCACCACCACGACGGUGGGCUCGGAGACGGAUCUUUACGAUGACAGUGAUGACUCGGAGAAUGAGGAUGAUGGCGACGAGAAUCCCAUGUUGAUGUACGGCCCCCAGCCCCAGAUAAUUACCAAUGAUCUAAAGAGUCUCGAUGAAAUGGUCCGUGAUCUGGUCGAGAAGUGCACAUGCCCCUCACAGUUUCCCAUGGUCCGGGUAUCAGAGGGCAAAUAUCGCAUUGGCGACACCAAAGUUCUCAUCUUUGUGCGGAUCCUGCGCUCGCACGUCAUGGUGCGCGUCGGCGGCGGUUGGGACACACUGUCCCAUUAUCUGGACAAGCAUGAUCCCUGCCGAUGCCGGGCCCAGCAUCGUAGCUCUGUGGCCGCCCGUUUGGUGCCACGCCAGUCGCCCAACCAUAAUCCCAGCAACGGGAUCGAGCUUCACAAGGCGCAGGUGAUAUUCGAGAGGUCACCGCCAACAGCUCGACGUGUUUUCAACACUCUAAAUGGAGGAAAUGGCGGAGGUACAGGAUCGGGUCUUAGCUCAACCGCAACCGUAACUGGAACUGGUGUGACUUCUACGCCUCCUCCACCACCGCCACAGAAUGGUCACAGUUUGUCGCCCAAUUCCGGCAAGUAUCGCAGCCGCAGUCCGACGCCGCAGCGCAAGUUUCUCAACCAGCAGACGCCGAAUGGAGGUACUGCCUCAUUGGCAGCCACGUCGGCCGUAACAUCAGAUCAGCUGCUCGGAUCCCCCAGCCUGGCUCGUCGCUCCAUGUCGCCGAGUCCACGCCGCUUGAUUGAUAUGCGCAAAAAGCAGAACUCCUUGGACUCGUACAGCAGUGGACCGAAAUCCCUGCCGGGGGGCUACAGUUGCUCGCUGGAGGAGGCCGCUGGAUCCGUAUCGAAUGGAGGAUCUGGAACGGUUUCAAACUCGGUAUCGGGAGCUGAGCAGAGCGGAGCCAACAAGUUCGAGAACAUCAGUGACAAUGGGAGCGAGAUUAGCGACGAGGGUUAUCGCAGUCUGGGCGUUAUCCAGUCGAGUGCACAGAAACGUGAAUCCCUGCACAGUCAGGCCUCCAUCGAGGACGCUGAAACCAAUGCGCGUCUAGAUCAGACCUCCAGUGACUCGCAGAUCUCGCCCUCAGAGGAGCCCGCGGAGAAGACGGCGGUGGAUAUGCUACAGGAGGAGCACCAGGAACUACUAAACGAUCACGAACAGGAUCAGGAAGAGGAUUACUCCAUAUGCGAUGGCCCCCAAUCCCUGCCAGCCAUUCUCAGCAGCCACAAAAUGAACAACAACAACAACAAUAACAAUGACAAGUUUGAGCAGUCCGGAGUCUUUAUCACCGACGAUGAGAUCACUGUGGACAUGGCCAAGACCAACCAGGAGGAACAGGAACAGUCUCCGCCAACUGCUGCCACUCUUAGCAAGAUACCCCGCUCACCGCUGGCCCAACGUCGCCGGCGAAGCAUUGACAACAGCACCUGUCGCGGAGCCGGUGGCAGUCUCCAGGACUUAAGCAGUCGCUCCACGGGCUUGCCAUCCCUAACUCUGGCGCCAGCUUUUAGCCGCAAACAGCCGGUGUAUAGAUCUGUGCGUACGCGCAGCUCUCAGGCAGCCAAUCCUGUAGUGGCGCCUCCUCGUUCCCGUCAGGCCACCCAGCUGCCCAUGGUCCGGGAUGCGACCAAUACGUGGAGCGGACGGGCUGCUACAGGGGCACCAAAGAGGCGUCCCACCUGCACGGCCGAAACAUUUGUGGCCCCCAAUGGGCAGCAGGCAGCGGGAGCCGGAAACACACUCCCCGGAGCUGGAGCCGGACCCUUUGAACGUAAUGGCAAGGGACGCUCCUCACAGAUCCUGUACGACAGCAAUGGACGGCGCGUGAGGAGUGGAGCUGGAUGCAGCAGUUCCCUGACCACAUCUCCAGUAAAAAAUCAUGCCUCGUCGCCGUUGGCCCAGCAACUCCUGGAGGCAGCCAGCAGUGCCAAGAAUGAUGCACAGAUUCUGGAGAAAAUGAAGUCAUUGCUGUCACGCUAUGCUGCCGGAAAUCAAGCCAAGACAGGCACGGGAUCAGGAUCCACAACAAGCAAGGUAAAUGGCAAAAAGACUCCCGUCUAUGAGGACUUUACCACGGCCUGGGUGCACAGCAGUGGGAAUCUGGAGCGUUCGGAGAGCUGUUCGCCACCAGCCAAGGCUCGAUCCAAGCGCAGCUCAGCUGCCAGCUCCUGUGAGAGCAAUCAUUCGAAUUCAGGAACAGGAACAGGAGCAGGAGCAGGAGCAGGAGCGGGAAAUGGAGCCGCCAAUGUGGUAUCGCCCAGGCGUGAGAGAGGAAUGUCCAAGAUCCCAGCGCCAGUGCGUCAGCAUACAGAGCUUUACUAGCAGCGCCGAAGGACGCCAAGCGUCCCGGUGAACCACGUCCGUUUCCAAGCCAAGCCGAGGGUUUUUGAAAAGCCUCCGUAACGAGAUGGAGAUGGGGGGAGCGUAAUGGGAAAUGGGGAUUUGGGGGUAGUAGUUACAACACAUAGGUCAAGUCAGGAUUAAUAAGCCAAGCUAGGAAUUGCCUGGGCGUGCGUGUGUGUGUGUGUGUGUGGAGGAGAAUCCAGGGGAAGAGCCUUAGCCAGAAAUCGGAAUCAGGAUCAGGGGGGGAAACGUCGAGUGAAGAAAGCAAAAAAAAAACUGAAACUGCCUCAAAAGACAGACAGAAACAGGAUAUAGGAAGUGGUUUUGGAUCCCUAGCAGCCAGAGAUACUUUGUUUUAGCAGCAUUUACCUCUAUCCAAGUAAAUAUUUUAUGUUUCCAAUGCCAGGGGUGCCCACAGAAAUUGCUGAGGUGUCCCAAGAUUAUUUUCCAGGCGAUUUCUGUGGCAACCUUGUUCUAUAUAUAUCAAACACUCCCUGUAACCGUCGCUAUUUAAAUCACUUUCCGCCAAUAACUCUCUCUCUCUCUGUCUACUUAUCUAUAUAAAUAUUUCCAAAGAACUAU
This is a messenger RNA of Drosophila serrata, 3635 nucleotides long. RefSeq names its product GAS2-like protein pickled eggs (gene pigs). Gene Ontology annotation, cellular component: stress fiber; microtubule plus-end; actin filament. Gene Ontology annotation, biological process: protein localization to microtubule plus-end; actin crosslink formation; regulation of microtubule polymerization or depolymerization. The record is from RefSeq and is a predicted model, not a curated record. NCBI's taxonomy places the organism in Eukaryota, Metazoa, Arthropoda, Insecta, Diptera, Drosophilidae. Gene Ontology annotation, molecular function: microtubule binding; cytoskeletal adaptor activity; actin filament binding.